This is a messenger RNA of Camelina sativa (false flax), 2113 nucleotides long. The record is from RefSeq and is a predicted model, not a curated record. Lineage: Eukaryota; Viridiplantae; Streptophyta; Magnoliopsida; Brassicales; Brassicaceae.
GUUGGGAUGGGAGGGUUAGGUAAAACUACCAUUGCUCAAGAAGUGUUCAAUGACAAAGAGAUUGAACAUCGUUUCGAAAGAAGGAUAUGGGUGUCUGUGUCCCAGACUUUUACUGAAGAACAGAUCAUGAGAAGCAUAUUGCGGAACUUGGGGGACGCGAGUGUUGGUGAUGAUCUUGGAACAUUGCUGAGAAAGAUCCAGCAGUAUCUCUUGGGGAAAAGGUACUUGAUCGUCAUGGACGAUGUAUGGGACAAGAACUUGAGUUGGUGGGACAAGAUCUACCAAGGACUGCCUAGAGGACAAGGUGGUAGCGUCAUUGUGACAACAAGGUCAGAAUCUGUUGCGUUAAAGGUUCAGGCCAGAGACAAGACUCACCGUCCACAGCUCCUCAGUUCUGAUAACAGUUGGCUGCUGUUUUGUAAGGUGGCAUUUGCAGCAAAUAACGGUACUUGUGAGCGUCCCGAGCUAGAGGAUGUUGGCAAGGAGAUUGUGACAAAAUGCAAAGGCUUGCCUUUGACAAUCAAAGCGGUUGGUGGGUUGCUUCUGUGCAAAGACCAUGUCUAUCAUGAAUGGAGACGAAUAGCAGAACAUUUUCAAGAUGAGCUAAGAGGAAACAGUUCUGAAACUGACAAUGUGAUGUCUUCUCUGCAAUUGAGUUACGACGAACUCCCUUCCCACCUUAAAGCAUGCUUUCUCACGCUCUCUCUCUAUCCGGAAGACUGUGUUAUACCGAAACAGCAGCUUGUACACGGAUGGAUUGGAGAAGGUUUUGUCAUGUGGAGAAAUGGAAGAUCUGCAACUGAAUCUGGAGAAGACUGCUUUUCCGGGCUCACAAACAGGUGUUUGGUAGAAGUUGUUGACAAAACCUAUAGCGGAACCAUCAUCACUUGCAAGAUUCAUGACAUGGUUCGUGAUUUGGUGAUCGAGAUAGCGAAGAAUGAUUCCUUCUCUAACCAGGAAGGCCUCAACUGUCGUCACCUUGGGAUUAGUGGAAACUUUAAUGAGAAGCAGAUCAAAGUUAAUCAUAAGAUGAGAGGCGUAGUGUCAACAACUAAAACAGGUGAGGUGAACAAGCUCAACUCAGACCUAGCCAAAAAAUUCACAGAUUGCAAAUAUCUUCGGGUUCUUGAUAUCUCAAAAUCGAUAUUUGAUGCUCCUCUGUCUGAGAUUUUGGAUGAGAUUGCGAGCCUUCAACACUUGGCAUGUCUUAGUUUGAGCAACACACAUCCGUUGAUCCAGUUUCCUCGUUCCAUGGAAGAUCUCCGCAAUCUACAGAUUCUAGACGCAAGCUACUGUCAGAAUCUGAAACAACUUCAACCUUGCAUUGUUAUUUUCAAGAAACUCCUUGUACUUGACAUGACGAAUUGUGGAUCACUUGAGUGCUUCCCCAAGGGCAUUGGAAGUCUCGUGAACCUCGAGGUACUGUUGGGAUUUAAGCCAGCCAGGUCCAACAAUGGGUGCAAGCUCAGUGAAGUGAGAAAUCUCACAAACCUCAGAAAACUUGGUCUUUCUCUGACUCAUGGCGAUCAGAUCGAAGAUGAGGAGCUUGAUUCUUUGAUAAACCUUAGCAAGCUUAUGUUCAUUUCGAUCAACUGCUACGAUAGCUACGGCGAUGAUCUCAUAACCAAAAUAGAUGCGCUCACUCCUCCACACCAGCUCCAUGAGCUUUCUCUACAGUUCUAUCCUGGAAAGUCGAGUCCAUCGUGGUUGAGUCCUCACAAGCUUCCGAUGUUGAGGUACAUGUCAAUAUGCUCAGGCAAUUUGGUGAAAAUGCAUGAACGGUUUUGGGGAAUUGAGAAUAAUACUCACUGGAGAAUCGAAGGUUUGAUGUUAAGUUCAUUGUCGGACCUAGACAUGGACUGGGAAGUGCUGCAACGGUCAAUGCCCUACCUCAGGAGCGUUAACGCAAACUGGUGUCCAGAGCUAGAGUCUUUCCCGAUCGAAGAUGUCGGCUUUAGAGGCGGAGUGUGGACGAAAACACCAACGCACAGAACCUGAUGGCACAUUUCAAGCAACUAGAUCAAUGUUUUAUUAAUCAGCGAAAAUAAGUUGGUGUAUUACAUACCUUAAUACAAUGUAAUGUAGCAUUUGACCGUUUGGAUUUCAUAUCAAA